CUCGUUAUCAAAGGGUCAGAGAUAAGACAAGGCAGCAAGAGCGAGACCCAAAGCCCACCAUUCGUGUGUAGACAAGUGCGAUGGCCUCCUCAAGUCGUGAUCAGCAUCUCCUGGCUUUGAUCGAGGCCGGAGACGCAGCGAGGCUACACUCCGCACUCGCCUCCCUCUCCGCAGGCGCCCGCAAUGCCUUUUUGGCAGGACAAUCGGCUUCGUCAGCAGCCGGUGCGGGACGUUACCCGAAGCUGCCCUUGCACUGGGCGGCCGAAAAGGGCGAGGCGAAGGUGGUCGAGACGCUCAUCUCCUUCGGCGCUCGUGUCAAUGCCAAGGGAGGAAUCCACGAAUCCACACCA
Penaeus monodon (black tiger shrimp) is the source of this 350-nucleotide messenger RNA. Its product is annotated as myotrophin-like. Gene Ontology annotation, molecular function: protein binding. Gene Ontology annotation, biological process: regulation of gene expression. Gene Ontology annotation, cellular component: nucleus. The record is from RefSeq and is a predicted model, not a curated record. NCBI's taxonomy places the organism in Eukaryota, Metazoa, Arthropoda, Malacostraca, Decapoda, Penaeidae.